GUCCCUCUCUAAGCAAGUUGAUGGUGACUCUUCACCACUGUUCACAUACCUUCUAAACCAGCUAUAACUCAUCAACGUUGCAACCAGUUUUGCGUCUUUCGUAUCAGUAUGCCGACUCUUGUAAACUGGAAGUUUCUUGAGCCUGUACUUCCAGUCUAUCUCCAUAUAUGACCGUUCAAUCAACUUACCAUUGAUAACAGAUUCGCCUACGGCGCCGUGGCCAACUGUUUGCUGCUGGAGCUUCAGUCGACCCACCUUCCGCAAGCGAAGUUCAGAAGAUGUCUCUUCAGCCACCAGCCGAUAGUUCUUUCGAAAUUGACCCAAGCAUUGUCAUCAGGGGAACCAAUCACCCGGUCGCUUUGGGUAGUCUUGGAGAUGUUUACAAAUGUACCUUGAACAGGGGCGCAAGUCAGGAAGAAGUUGCAGUCAAAUCCCCACGAUUCUCAAGUAUAAGUGAAGCUGAAGCCGCCGAAAUCAACCGUAAUCUUGACCGGAAACUCAGUAUCUGGGCCAUAUUAGAGCACCGGUAUGUAAUACGCCUGUACGGCACUGUAACAGGUUUCGGUCCAUUCCGUGCUUUCGUCACCCCCUGGAUGCCAAACGGGACUUUGAACUCUUACCUAAAUCACGCUAAUCUCACAGCAAUGGAUAAACUUUCCCUGCUUAAGCAAGUCGUUGAAGGGCUCAAAUAUCUUCACGACAGCGACGUGAUUCAUGGUGACCUAACUAGUGACAAUAUCCUGGUUGCUGCCGAUGGAUCGCCACGCCUCGCAGAUUUCAGUGUCUCGAAUAUCAUGAUAGAGUCUAACCGGGUAUACUCCUCCCAUUCUGGCGCACUUCGUUGGGCUGCUCCAGAGCUUAUUAUCUCCUGCGAAGGUGGCACCGUGCAAUGCGCCACCAAAUCCAGUGAUAUAUAUUCUCUCGGGUGUCUCAUGCUCCAGGUAUUAUACGGGAAGCUGCCCUAUUGGUGGAUCAAAACUACCUUGCAAGUUGUUCCAUGCAAGUCCCAUUUUCAAGAGCCCAUUAACGACAGCUUGCAAAUUCAAGCACAUCAUCUUACUUACAUGCGACGGUGUUGGUUAAUCAAUCCUGAAUCUCGCCCAUCGGUGGAUGAUACUCUAGCGUUUAUUGAUGAGAUGUUUUCACAUGUUCAUGACUGGCCUUUGUUCUACAACCUUCGAGAACUACCUGACCAGGUUAUUACAACAUAUGAGCAUCGUGGCACUGUGGCAGGGGGUCUGGGCGAUAUCUGGAAAUGUAAUUGGCGCAAGAACUCGGAGGAAACUGAAGUUGCGGUCAAAUCAGUCAGAGUUCCUCAUACAGGCAACCGAGAUGAUUCAGAAAUCGAACAAAUAAUUGAGAUAAUUACUCAAGAGGCUGCUGCCUGGGCCAAGUCGUCACACCAAAACAUCCUACCCCUGUAUGGGACAAUCCCUCACUUCAGACCUCUUCCCGCCUUUAUGUCUCCGUGGAUGGCCAAUGGCUCGCUGACGGACUAUCUACGACGGGAGUUCUCCUGUUUGUCAGCAACCAGGAAAAUUGAUAUUCUAAACCAGGUGGUUUCUGCGCUUAAGCAUUUGCAUGAUGAUGGCAUCAUUCAUGGUUCUUUGACAAGUGAUAACGUGUUCCUUGAUGGCUCUGGCAGGGUUUACCUUGCUCACUUUGGCCGUCUCUCCGAGAUUUUUGCGCGAGGACAAACCCCUAUGUCUGGUUUAGCACAUGUGAGGUACAUUGCGCCCGAAUUCCUCACUCCCAUUGUAGAUGCAGGAGCCUCGAAAUCGAGUAAGGCUGGUGAUAUUUAUUCAUUUGGCUGUCUCAUGAUCCAGAUGUGGUUAGGAAAGGUACCUUAUUGGUGGAUUCGCGAUGCCGGCGAAGUUCUACCAGAAAGAAUCAAAGGUGCGCAGCCCUUCCAGAUGGAACAGAUAAAUGAAAUGUAUUUGACCUUCGGGAAACAAUGUCUGUCAGUUGAAAGCGAGGCCCGUCCGACGAUUGAGGAUGUCUUUUGCUUUUUCGUAGUCCAUAGCAUUGGUGCGGUUGAUUUGACAAAUUCUAUUAGUCGGAUCAAUAAAUACGCCGCGCACUCCGGAGGAUAUGCGGAUGUCCACAAAUGCCGACUUGCCCUGGACUCGACGACCGUGCUUGUACAGCAAACUGUUUCCCAUUACCAGGUCUCUCGUGGAUGCGUUGAUGUUGCAGUCAAAGUGUUCAGGCUGAUGGGAGGGAUGGAGGCACCUAGAGUGAUCAAUCGAUUUUUUCGUGAGAUCAAAAUAUCGUCGACACUUAAUCAUGAAAAUAUUGUACCUCUCUGGGGAGUUGCGCGUCAAUUCAGUGUUCUUCCCGCCCUGGUUUCGCCGUGGCUAAAGAAUGGCACCCUGACCGAAUAUCUGCGGAAUCGACACAAAGAACUUUCUCGUGGCCAACAGUUUGCACUGCUUAGGGAUGUAGCUCGCGGCCUUGAAUAUCUCCAUUCGCAGCUGAUUGUCCAUGGAGACUUGAGUGGCUUCAACGUCCUUAUCGACGACGACGGAAAAGCAUGCCUCACCGAUUUUGGUUUAUCUGUUUUUAUUCCAGCGAGAAUAAGCCAAGCAUUAUUACCUAUCGCGCCUGGAGGCACCCUGCACUGGAUAGCACCCGAAUAUCUGAAGGCGGAUGCCAGUAACGUGCCAUCCAUGCUCUCUCAAGCAGGUGAUGUAUACUCUUUCGGAGGAAUCAUGCUUCAGGUAUUAGAGGGGAAGAUCCCAUACCACUACAUCACCCAUACUACUGCUAUAGUUGGUCAAAUAUUACAAGGGAUCACGCCUCGAAGGCCGCUUGUACCUGUUAUCAUUGAUGACGACUGGGAUUUCAUCCAGAAAUGUUGGUCACCACAUGCGGCGUCUCGUCCAUCUGCCACAGAUCUUGUUACGGUUAUGGAGGCACGGGCUAUAAUUAUCGUGUAACAGCUACUUUCAUAUCGAUAGAUUUUGUUUCCUUCACCGCUUUUGUUUACUCCUGGAGCUAAACAAACAAUAGGUCAUCAGCAAACUACUGGUUCCCCGACUCCCACGUUAGUGGAGGGAGGGCUUUGUCGAAUGCAAACGGAUUCCCAUCACUAA
Messenger RNA from Suillus fuscotomentosus, 3095 nucleotides. RefSeq names its product kinase-like domain-containing protein. The record is from RefSeq and is a predicted model, not a curated record. Bases 279 to 2939 code for a protein of 886 amino acids. NCBI's taxonomy places the organism in Eukaryota, Fungi, Basidiomycota, Agaricomycetes, Boletales, Suillaceae. Gene Ontology annotation, molecular function: protein kinase activity; ATP binding. The transcript is spliced from 21 exons. Gene Ontology annotation, biological process: protein phosphorylation.